AUGAAGCUCUGUGAAAGAUUAACAAGAAUUGGAAGAUGGAACGUGAGGACAUUGUACCAGUGUGGCAAAUUGGCGCAGCUGCUCAAAGAAUUUGACGAGUAUUGGAUGGACACCCUGGGAAUCUGCGAAAUGCGAUGGACAGGAAAUGGACAGAUGGUCAGUGAGGGCAAGAUGAUCAUCUACUCGGGCCACGACACCGAACACGCUCGCGGUGUUGGCACCAUUAUAUCCAAAGCGGCGGCGGCGCUUAUCGGCUGGAAAAUCAUCAGUGACCGCAUCAUCUCAGCCCGACUCCAAGCAAGCCAAACGAAGAUCACCAUCAUCCAAACUUAUGCCCCGAUCGAAGAUGCCAAUGACGACGCAAAGAACGCCUUAUACUAUUUACUUCAAACAGCACCGGAUGAAAUCCCUCGACACGACUUUAUUCUGCUGAUGGGAGACUUCAACGCCAAGAUCAGCAACCAUCGAAUUGGAUUCGAACAUGUUAUUGGGCCUCAAGGAUCUGCCGAUGACGACAACGGCGAGUGGCUGCUCUCCUUCUGCUCAGCCAACAGCCUGUCAGUCGGCAACACAUACUUCAACCACAAGCUUAUCCACAAGAAAACGUGGCAGUCACCUGACGGAGAAACCUUCAACGAAAUCGACUUCAUCUGCAUUUCCAAUCGGUGGAAAUCAUCGCUACUAGACGUGCGGACUCGCAGAGGAGCAGACGUCGGCUCCGACCACUUUCUCCUUAGCGGAAAAUUUCGACUUCGGUUGAAGAAACAACAAGCAACCCCCCCGUUUGCAGUGGACAAACUCAAAGACUGAAUCACAGUGGAGAGAUUCCAAAUUGAGUUGCAAAAUUGGUUCGAAGUCCUUGCGGACGCACCAACCCUAGAAGAACGGUGGCUAGGUAUCAAGAGCGCCACCAUCAAAUGCGCUGAAGAGGUCACUGGCAGGAGAAGAGGAUCGUACAAGGAGCGAUGGAUCCAGGACCGCACAUGGAAGCUGAUCGACGAAAGGCGAAACAUCAAACACAAGCGAGAUCAGGUGAAGACGUAUCGGGACCGGAGGGAAGCAGAGGAGGCCUAUAGAACAAUGGAUCGAAAUGUGAAGAGAAGCUGCCGGAGAGACAAGCGAGAUUGAUUGGAAAAGAAGGGCCAAGAGGCGCAGGAAGCCGCUAGUAAGAACAACACAAAGACACUCUAUCGCAUUGUCCGCGACCUCACCGGAGCGAAGAGCAGUCAUGAUGCACCCAUCAAAGAAAAAAUGGCAGGCCACUGCUGA
Molecule: messenger RNA, 1269 nt
Organism: Archocentrus centrarchus (flier cichlid)
Lineage: Eukaryota; Metazoa; Chordata; Actinopteri; Cichliformes; Cichlidae
Product: craniofacial development protein 2-like
Molecular function (GO): catalytic activity
Source: RefSeq, a predicted model, not a curated record